CGGGCCUAGCCGGAAGUGAACUGACGAGGGAGGGCGGUCCUGGGGUCCCCGCCCCCCUACCUACUCCCGGCUCGACGGAAAUAUGCAUAAGAAGAAGGCGCCCCCGGCACCCCCGGGGCGCGGCGCGGCCGCAGCCAGACAGCUGGGCCUUCUGGUGGACUUCUCCCCUGAUGGGAUGAUGCUUCCUGAAGAUGGGGACAAUGAUGCUGACCUUGAGGCAGAAUUCAUGGCCUUGGUAGGGGCUGAGCCACCUCGGGAACUCAAAAGCAAAGCUCCUUUGCCUAUGGAGACCAUUGAAAAGAUGGCCUCUCUGUGUAUGAAGGACCUCGAUGAAGGAGAAGGGGAAGAGGAGGAUGAGGAGGAUGUGGAAGAUGAUGAUGAACUGCUGGCGGAGCUCAAUGAAGUUCUCGGGGAAAGGGAGGAACCCCAAGAUACCCAGAACCUCCCCCUGGCCAAGUCACCAAGUCUUCCACAACUUAAGGUCAGCCCUAGCAGUGCUGGCAUGGAAACCACCCUAGCUGAAAGACUGGCCAUGUACCAGACUGCCAUCACUAAUGCCAAGCAGGUUGGGGACAGCUCCAAAGUCCGGAGAUAUGAACGAGGUGUCAAGACAUUGGAGAAUAUGCUGACCUCAGUUAAGAAGGGACGCAACAUCAAUGAAGAGGACAUCCCGCCUCCUGUGGCUGUGGGGAAGAGCCUGACAACCACCCCAGAGGUUCCACCCACUCAGAGUACUGCGUCUGCCCAACCCCCUCAACAUCAGCUACCAGCUGUUCCUCCCAAAACACUGCCGGUGCCCCCUAGUCAUGGCUCUGGGUUGACUGAAAAGCCAGUCCCUGUAGCCUCACCUGUGAGCUCAAGUAAGCCUGGUGCUGGCAGUCCUGGGUCCCUGGCCCUGUUGCAGGAGCGGCAGCGAGAGUACAAAAGGGCUGCAUUGCGCUCCAAGCAGGAGGGAGACUCAGAAGCAGCUGCUAAGUAUUACCGUGUAGCCAAGAGUUUUGAUGCUGUCUUGGAAGCAAUGGCAAAGGGUGAGGCUGUGGACCUAUCCCGGUUACCUCCACCACCUGACCAGAUGCCCAAGACCUUGCCAUCCCCAGGACUUCAGCCUCCCACUUCCACUUCUGGUACUGGCACUAUCUCCCCUUCCAUGCAAGAGAUGCCCCCCCCUCCACGGACCCUGCUAGAGGCCUUGGAACAGCGGAUGGAGCGUUACCGGGUGGCUGCAGGGCAGGCCAAGGACAAAGGGGAUGAUCGCAAGGCUCGGAUGCAUGAUCGCAUUGUCAAGCAAUAUCAAGAUGCCAUCCGAGCCCAUAAGUCAGGCAGAUCUGUGGAUGUGGCUGAAUUGCCUGUUCCUCCAGGUUUCCCCCCAAUCCAAGGCCUGGAAGCAGCCACACCCACACAGCAAAGCCUGGUAGGGGUUCUUGAGACUGCCAUGCGGUUGGCCAACCAGGAUGAGGAAGAAGAGGAGGCAAAAAAGCCUGGCACCCACUCCCUUCCUUCUCCACAACCCAAACCCCAGACCUCCCGGCCUUCUGUUCCAGCACCUGCCCCAUCUGGGAAAGUGGCUGCAAAAGGCUCCACCAAAGCCCAGCAGCAGCUGGCUUUCUUGGAAGGAAGGAAAAAGCAACUGUUGCAAGCAGCCCUGCGAGCCAAGCAAAAGAAUGACCUGGAAGGCGCAAAACUCUUUCUUCGCCAAGCCAAGGGAUUGGAGCCCAUGCUGGAGGCUUCAAUCAACGGGUUACCUGUGGACAUCACCAAGGUGCCCCCAGCACCUGUCAAUAAAGAGGAUUUCACACUGGCCCAGCGGCCAGGCACAGCCAUCUCUCGGGAGCAGGCUGGGCAUUACGCAGAGCUCACCAAGUUGAUAAGGCAGCAGCAUGAGAUGUGCCUGAAGUACUCCAACCAGUUCACCCAUCUGGGAAAUGUUAUGGAAACCAGCAAGUUUGAGAAAAUGGCUGAGGACUGCAAGAAGAGCAUGGAGAUCCUGAAGCAAGCCCACAGCCGAGGCUUCCCACUUCCCAAGUUCCAUUAUGAGCAGAGGACCUUCAGUGUGGUCAAGAUCUUCCCAGAGCUCAGCAGUAGUGACAUGGUUCUGUUCAUAGUGAAGGGCAUCAAUCUUCCCACACCGCCAGGAGUAUCCCCCAAUGACCUGGAUGCCUUCGUGCGAUUUGACUUCCCCUAUCCCAAUGCAGAAGAAGCUCAGAAAGACAAAACCAACGUGAUAAAGAAUACAGACUCCCCGGAGUUCAAGGAACAGUUCAAGCUUUUCAUCCAGCGGGGACACCGGGGCUUCAAGCGGGCCAUCCAGAGCAAAGGAAUUAAGUUUGAAGUGGUACACAAGGGGGGACUCUUCAAGCCUGAUCGUACCCUGGGUACAGCCCAACUCAAGCUGGAGGCCUUGGAGUCAGCCUGUGAGAUCCGAGAAAUCCUGGAGAUCCUGGAUGGCCGUCGCCCCACAGGAGGACGACUUGAGGUGAUGGUCCGCCUGCGGGAACCUCUGACUUCCCAGCAACUAGACACUGUCACAGAGAAAUGGCUGGUCAUUGACCCUCUGUCCCCGGCCACAGUGCCCAAGGCAAAGGCCCCACCCAUCCCUGCCCCUGGACGGGAUCAAGGGGGCAGCAGACCAACCCGCAACUUACAGAGCUUCAGUGUCAUGGCCUUUGACCGGGAACGGCUAGAGAGGAAGAUCAUGGCAUACAAGCAGGCCCGGCGGGCAGUGCCUGGGGAGUUGGCCCAGCAGUACCAGGACCUUGUGCAGCACAGCCAGUGGCAGAGAGCACAGCUGGAACAGGGAGGCCCGGCCAUCAGGAGAGAGUACCACGCUCAGCUAGAACGAUACCUGCAGUGCUACACCGAGGCUGCCCGACGCCUGGGCAGUGAUGGCAACAGGGACGCAGCUAAGGAAGCUCUGUACAAACGGAACCUGGUGGAGAGAGAGCUGCAGCAGCUUCGGAGGUGAUGGUUUCAUCAGGACUAUCCCAGGGCACUGGGCUUCUCCCAAUCCAGGGAACAAAGGCAGCUGACUCUGGGAGCAGGUGGAGGGGCCCAGAGUGCUAGGAAGGAGGUGACGGGAGAGGGGUGAGCACCAGAGCGCCCCGGGCUCCCUCUGGGCUCUCCAGCCUACCCUGAUGACUGCUGAAGACCAAAUCUUCUGACAAUCACUUGACAAUCACUGGGAGGGAAGGGAUGUCUCUGGCCUGGCCCACUCUGAGGGAAAGGAGAGUAGAGUGGCGCCUGUUUCAAGUUGGAGUUUGGUGUCUUUCUCUCCCUUUGCUGGUGGAAUUGUGGAAACAGGAAAGUUUAAGUUACCGUGAAGGCAUCUGUACACACUGUGCCACACAGAGCUCCCCAUUGGAAAGCCAGGCCAGCUGGCAGAGGCUCUGGGCUCCCAAGCCCACAGACUGGCUCAUGCCUGGGGCAGCGUUUCCCUUCUCCCAGGCCCCCAUUGUCCCCUUCACAGAAUGUGGUUUGCACAGUCGAGCAGGCUUGAGGUCCUGGGGACUGGGUUCCGGCUGCCCCCCCCCCCUCCUUCCCAGAUUCCCAAGCACUUUAUUUUCUCAUCUGCCAGUCUGAGGCUCCUGGGAAACCUAAGGGUACCAGCCUCAGAAGCCUUAACUGGCCAGCAUCCACCCCAAAGAACACUCCUGCCUGGGCAUGAAACCUGUGGGACCCAGCUCCCUGACCCUCAGCCCACCUGGCCAGCUGCAGGAGGCGCAGAAGCAUGACCCUCCUGGGCUGGGCAGACCUCCCAUUGCCUCCGAAUGAGGACAGGUCUUCAAACCUGGCAGGGGGAAGGGCAGGUUGGGAUUGGGGGGAGCAAGCACAUACAAUAAAGAGCAAGGGUUGCACACAG
Sarcophilus harrisii (Tasmanian devil) is the source of this 3856-nucleotide messenger RNA. It is a transcript of the gene CC2D1A, whose product is annotated as coiled-coil and C2 domain containing 1A. NCBI's taxonomy places the organism in Eukaryota, Metazoa, Chordata, Mammalia, Dasyuromorphia, Dasyuridae. The record is from RefSeq and is a predicted model, not a curated record. Gene Ontology annotation, cellular component: nucleus. Gene Ontology annotation, biological process: regulation of transcription by RNA polymerase II. The transcript is spliced from 29 exons. The coding region runs from base 83 to 2962 and encodes 959 amino acids. Gene Ontology annotation, molecular function: DNA-binding transcription repressor activity, RNA polymerase II-specific; RNA polymerase II cis-regulatory region sequence-specific DNA binding.